CCUCCCGGAAGCAACGACCUAAGCCACGCCCCAUUAAAUGUAGUUGGUUCCUCGGCGUGCGUGGAUUCUAUGGAUCGCACGUGCGAGGGGAGUCCCGCAGAGAAUUCAAGCAAUGAAGAGGAAGACCUUGACUCCACGGAGGCAGCACCCAGGGUCCGUGAUACCCCAGAAGACAUCGUGCUGGAAGCGCCAGCCAGUGGCCUGGCGUUCCAUCCCACUCGAGACCUGCUGGCAGCAGGGGACGUAGACGGGGACGUGUUCGUCUUUUCAUACUCUUGUCAGGAGGGAGAAACCAAGGAACUCUGGUCCUCGGGACACCACCUCAAGUCCUGCAGAGCCGUUGCCUUCUCAGAGGAUGGGCAGAAACUUGUUACUGUCUCUAAGGACAAAGCAAUCCAUGUAUUAGAUGUCGAACAGGGACAGUUGGAAAGACGCAUUUCCAAGGCUCACAGUGCUCCCAUUAACAGUCUGCUGCUUGUGGAUGAGAAUGUUCUAGUCACUGGGGAUGACACAGGGGGCAUCCGGCUCUGGGACCAGCGAAAAGAGGGCCCUUUAAUGGAUAUGCGGCAGCACGAGGAGUACAUCGCUGACAUGGCUCUAGACCCAGCCAAAAAGCUGCUGCUGACAGCCAGUGGGGAUGGCUGCCUUGGUGUCUUCAACAUCAAGAGACGCCGUUUGGAGUUACUCUCAGAGCCUCAGUCUGGCGAUCUGACCUCUGUCACCCUCAUGAAAUAUGGGAAGAAGGUGGCCUGUGGAUCUAGUGAAGGUACCAUCUACCUCUUCAACUGGAAUGGUUUUGGGGCGACAAGUGACCGCUUUGCCCUGAGAGCAGAGUCCAUCGACUGCAUGGUUCCGGUCACUGAGAAUCUGCUGUGCACUGGCUCCACUGAUGGGAUCAUCAGGGCUGUGAACAUCCUGCCAAACCGAGUGGUGGGUACCGUGGGCCAGCAUGCCGGGGAGCCCGUGGAGGCACUAGCCCUGUCCCACUGCGGCCAGUUCCUGGCCAGUAGUGGCCAUGACCAGCGACUCAAAUUUUGGAACAUGACUCAGCUGCGAACUGUGGUUGUGGAUGAUUAUCGGCGACGCAAGAAAAAGGGAGGGCCGCUCCGCGCCCUGAGCAGCAAGGCCUGGAGCACUGAUGACUUCUUUGCAGGGUUGAGAGAGGAUGGAGAGGGUGCCAAGGCUCCAGAGGAGGUAGCUAAGGAUAGCGAUGAUGACAGCGACUGAAUCUAUCUACAGCCUUGAAUAUAAGCUUAUCUCUACCACUGAGUUUCCUUCUCCCCAGCCCCCCAACAGGAAUUUCCAAUACUUUGUUGUAUGAAUUCAUGGCCCCAAAUUGGGCAAGUUUUUGCUCACCCUACCAUUGUAAAGCAAACUGUUAUGGUAAGACAGCACAGACAGACACGUGUUGUAUACCAACCAGGGGUUUAAUAUAAAUACAACCAACAUAGAAAAAAAAAGACAUCCAAGCCCCAAUCAGUGGCAAGUGGCGGAGGAAGGGCCUUUGGCUCAAAUAAAAACAAAGAUUCAU
Onychomys torridus (southern grasshopper mouse) is the source of this 1531-nucleotide messenger RNA. It is a transcript of the gene Wdr55, whose product is annotated as WD repeat domain 55. Gene Ontology annotation, molecular function: protein binding. The record is from RefSeq and is a predicted model, not a curated record. The coding region runs from base 70 to 1227 and encodes 385 amino acids. The transcript has 7 exons. Lineage: Eukaryota; Metazoa; Chordata; Mammalia; Rodentia; Cricetidae.